UAUAUCGUCUACACAUCCACUUUUGUGUUUGCCGUUUUAGUAUGUUAAGCAUGUCAAACUGUUUGGUAAAUAGAAUGUGAUGGAAUUAUAAACUUGUAUGAAUGUGCAAUAAUUGCACUUAACCUACCUGUCCUACCCUCUCUCAUGCAUCCUCAAUUCCAUCUAAAAAGCCUUUCACACCUCUAUUUAAGUACUCUCUCUCCCACCCUUCAUUCUUCUUCUCUAAAGACGUCCCAAAAUGAACUCUGCAACCACUUCUAUCUUAUUAGCUUUGUUACUCAUUUCACCAACUCUCUCUUCUGCCAUACCACCCCCCAGACAAACCAGCAAAAAACCAACCUAUGACCACCCCAGCAGCACCAACAGCAAGAAGGGAGGUGGUGGUGGAAACAAUGAUGAUGAAAUAGGAGGCUUCUUUGCGCCCGGAGACGGGUUCGAGAUACCAGGGUUUGGGGCUGACUGGGGCAAAGGAGUCAUAGGUGGUGGCUAUGGAGUUGGGUAUGGAGGUCCUGGUGGAGGGUACUCUGAAGGAGGGACCAUAAGGCCUACUGUAGUGUGCCAAGAAAAGGGUCCAUGUUACAAGAAAAAGCUGAGAUGCCCUGCUAAGUGUUUUACUUCAUUCAGCGGGUCUGGGAAGGGCUCCGGCUAUGGUGGAGGCGCUGGUGGCUGCACCAUGGACUGCACGAAGACAUGUACUGCAUAUUGUUAAGCUGAACUGAUGAGCAAGCAAGCAAUAAUAAAUCUACCUAUAAAUGGUUUUAAUAUAACUGCUAUUUUGCAUGUGUGCCAGUUAUAUAAUUUGUUGCUUUAUUUGGCUAAAACUACUGAACUUAUAUAUAGCUCAGUUCUGCUGCUACAUAAAUGACAUGCUAUGUUUAUGUGGGACCUCCAUAAAUUCAUGUAAUUUAUCAAAAAUGAAUUGUAAGAAAACUUUCUGGAGACUUCAGGUGUCAAACAAUGAAUUUACGGGCAUAAAGAUCUAUGUAUUCAAUAUAAUAAAAAUCAGCAGUUAUGUCUCCUAUCUAGUUUCUAGCCCUCACUCGGAAGCUUUUCAUCACUGUAAAUAUGGUUGUACAAAAAAAAAUAAAAAAAUACAAAUGGACACACAACAUAUACCAGGCUUUACAAGUGCUACUCUAAUUUUCUACCUGCACCUCUUAAUGGUCUGCAGAACAGUAAUAUGUAUUCGCCGGAACUAGCUUAGAUUGCAACUCUCAUGGCUCCCCAAGCAGCUUUGUGUUUCAUCUCUGCAGCUUUAUCACAGCAUCGGAAAUACACGAUCUCUUGCUCGGGUGGCGGUAUAAUCUCAGAGAUAAUUUGAGUUUAGAAAGAGGACCAGGAAAAGUAAGCGAAA
Molecule: messenger RNA, 1354 nt
Organism: Olea europaea var. sylvestris
Lineage: Eukaryota; Viridiplantae; Streptophyta; Magnoliopsida; Lamiales; Oleaceae
Product: eggshell protein 1-like
Exons: 1
Coding region: 239-709 (156 amino acids)
Source: RefSeq, a predicted model, not a curated record